This is a messenger RNA of Artibeus jamaicensis (Jamaican fruit-eating bat), 2785 nucleotides long. It is a transcript of the gene MOCS1, whose product is annotated as molybdenum cofactor synthesis 1. Gene Ontology annotation, molecular function: metal ion binding; 4 iron, 4 sulfur cluster binding; GTP 3',8'-cyclase activity. Lineage: Eukaryota; Metazoa; Chordata; Mammalia; Chiroptera; Phyllostomidae. The coding region runs from base 98 to 2008 and encodes 636 amino acids. Gene Ontology annotation, biological process: Mo-molybdopterin cofactor biosynthetic process. The transcript is spliced from 11 exons. The record is from RefSeq and is a predicted model, not a curated record.
CUCCUGCUGUGAUGACCCGAGGCAGCGAGUCCCGGGCUGGAAUGCUCCUGAAUCUCCUAGCGUACUCAGGAGACUCACGACCAGGCCCACAGGCUUCAUGGCCGCGCAGCUGGUGUCCCGGAUGCUGCGGCGGGUACUGAAGUCCAGUGUCCGGGGCUGCAGCUCAGGGGCUCCGGUGACGCAGCCCGGCCCCGGGGAGCCUUCCCAGUCUGCCUCGGAGGAGCUGUCCAGGCGGAGGCAGUUCCUCAGGGAGUUUGCGGCCCCCUUCUCUGCCUUCCUCACUGACGGCUUUGGCCGCCAUCACAGCUACCUGCGGAUCUCCCUCACUGAGAAGUGCAACCUCAGAUGUCAGUACUGCAUGCCUGCGGAGGGUGUCCCACUGACCCCCAAGGCUGACUUGCUGACCACAGCGGAGAUCCUGACACUUGCACGGCUCUUCGUGAAAGAAGGCAUCGACAAGAUCCGGCUUACGGGCGGAGAGCCGCUCAUCCGGCCGGACGUGGUGGACAUCGUGGCUCAGCUCCAUCAGCUGGAGGGGCUGAGGACCAUCGGUGUCACCACCAACGGCAUCAACCUAGCCCGGCUACUGCCUCAGCUUCAGAAAGCUGGCCUGAGUGCCAUCAACAUCAGCCUGGACACACUGGUGCCAGCCAAGUUUGAGUUCAUCGUCCGCAGGAAAGGUUUCCACAAGGUCAUGGAGGGUAUCCACAAGGCCAUCGAGCUGGGCUACAGCCCUGUGAAGGUGAACUGUGUAGUGAUGCGAGGCCUGAACGAAGACGAGCUCCUGGACUUUGUGGCCUUGACCGAGGGCCUCCCCCUGGAUGUGCGCUUCAUAGAGUACAUGCCCUUUGAUGGCAACAGGUGGAACUUCAAGAAGAUGGUCAGCUACAAAGAGAUGCUGGACACCCUCCGGCAGCAGUGGCCAGAGCUGGAGAAGCUGCCUGAGGAGGAAUCCAGCACAGCCAAGGCCUUUAAAAUUCCUGGCUUCCGAGGUCAGGUGAGUUUCAUCACAUCCAUGUCUGAGCAUUUCUGUGGCACAUGUAACCGGCUGCGAAUCACAGCUGAUGGGAACCUCAAGGUCUGCCUCUUUGGGAACUCAGAGGUAUCCCUACGGGAUCACCUGCGGGCUGGGGCCUCCGAGGAGGAGCUGCUGAGAAUCAUUGGGGCCGCCGUGGGCAGGAAGAAGCGGCAGCACGCAGGCAUGUUCAACAUCUCCCAGAUGAAGAACCGGCCCAUGAUCCUCAUCGGAUUAUUUCUGAUGCUCCAAGAUUCCCCACCAGCCCUUCCAAAUACUUCCUCUUGGGACCCACUCAGCAUUCAGGGUCUGAGACACAGACCGAGUGUCUCCAACCAGGUGUCAACUUUGUGGAAACGAUGCCCAGUCCCCCAGACCCCUUCCCUCGCCCAAUGGCAGCUGGGGUCUGGCUCCCCUCAGAGACACUACAGUUCCCACCCAGACUCAGACACUAACCCGAAGUGCCUUAGCCCCUUGUCCCAGGCUUCUGCCAGCCACUCAGGAACCCUGUCAACCUCAGACCAACUGACCCAUGUGGACACAGAAGGACGAGCAACUAUGGUAGAUGUGGGUAGUAAGCCAGACACGGAGCGGGUGGCCGUGGCCUCUGCCAUGGUCCUCCUGGGGCCUGUGGCCUUUAAACUCGUCCAAGAGAACCAGCUAAAGAAGGGAGAUGCCCUGGUGGUGGCCCAGCUGGCUGGAAUCCAGGCAGCCAAGCUGACCAGUCAGCUGAUUCCUCUGUGCCACCACGUGGCCCUGAGCCAUGUCCAGGUGCGGCUAGAGCUGGACAGCACACGCCAUGCUGUGGCGAUCCAGACGUCUUGCCAGGCCCAGGGCCCCACUGGGGUGGAGAUGGAGGCCCUGACCUCAGCUGCUGUGGCCGCCCUCACCCUGUAUGACAUGUGCAAGGCUGUCAGCAGGGACAUCGUAUUGGGGGAGAUCAAGCUCAUUAGCAAGACUGGGGGUCAGCGGGGGGACUACCAUCGGACUUAGAGCUCCUGCCCCCUCUCACCCAUGGCCCAGAUGUGUCAAGAGAUGGGAUGCAAUUUGGGUGGAGGGAAAGAUAUCAAGUUCCUUGAACUCCAUCACUGUUCGCCUUUACCAGUAGGAACCCCAGGUCAGCCCACUCCCUUACUGCUAGAGAACCUAGGUGACCUGAUUCUUCCUUUAUUCAGAGAGGAAACCAGCAGACCCUUCAGCCUUUCUGGUCAUGGGAGGGGCCACAAUGAACAAUGCCAGACAACAGAAAAAUCAGUUGCAUUAUCUGUGAACUAUUUCAGAAAACCAGUUUCAGAGAGUUGCACCCAUAACUUCCACUACUCAUUUUGGGUUUUCUCUUCUGCUGCUUCUCUCGGGAGAGGAUAAGGGCUCACAAAGCAGAGGAACCCACUUUGAAGGGGAAAAGCACAGCUUGCAUUAAGAGUGUAUGACUAUUCUUCGGCAGCUUUGCCUGCCAAGUCCGUGGAGCCCCCUUGCCCCUCUGCCCUCCGUCCUCAGAGGGUCUGGUUCCCUUCAAACUUGUAGGCUUUGGGUUUAACAACUGCAUGUCCUGGCACUCCAUCGCCUCCACCCCCUCCUCUAAUAGGAGACACACGUGGGCUGCAGCCCUGAGGUCGUCUGACCAGCCGCUCAUGCCACACAUGGCCCAGUGCACUGCUGUUCCACCAACUACCCACCCCUUUACUCCGGAAUGUAUCAGGGAAAGAAGAGUUGAAGAUUGACUUCACUCAUACAGCGCACAAAAUAAAGCCUCAAUGCCAACUUUGGAGA